AUGAGCCAAGAACGUUCAGCGGUGGUACCUCAAUUACAUUGGUCAAUUUGUGUACCCGAUGGUUGUACAGCCGAAGAUGUAGAAGCACAUUUAAACAGCUCUGUAAGAACGCAACUUUUUACAGUAAAAGAAGACCAGUGUCAGACAAAUGAAUCUCAACCAAAACUUAAUUCUGGAGAUUGGGCCACCAUACUAACACCUCCAUAUGCAGCUUUAAUAGUUUUGUAUAUAACAUUAUUUAUGAAACUUGGUAGCGGGCCCAUAUGGGAAUCAAGUAAUCAACACAUGCAAGAUACCUGUAAAGAAUACUGGUGGUCAAGUUUGUUAUACAUUCAGAAUUUAGUUAAUGCUAAUCGAUUUUGCGCUGGUCAAUCAUGGUACUUAUUCGUUGAUAUGCAGUUAUAUAUCUUGUCUCCAUUGAUAUUAAUUCCUAUUGGAAAAUGGCCUAAAAUCACACCAUAUGUUUUUGGAAUUCUUAUAAUAAUAUUUACAAUAAUUCCUACGAUAGUUGCAUGGCAUUAUGAAAUACCUGUUCUUAUAUCGAAUUCUGAAAUUCCUGAUUGGAAUAAAAUUUAUUAUGCCCAAGUACAUACCAGAGCUGGACCGUGGAUCAUUGGCUUAGCGUUGGGAUAUAUUUUGUUUCAAACAAAGCAUAAAAAUGUUCGAAUAAAUAAGAUAAUUGUGACAUUAAUGUGGUUAUUAACGGCAGUAGUGAUGUCAUACAUAAUUUUUGGAACAUAUCCCGAAUUAAGAGAUGAUUUUCAAUAUAGUCGAUUAUUUAGUAGCAUUUACGUUGGACUUCAUAGAAAUAUAUGGACUUUAGGAAUAUGUUGGAUAGUGUUUGCUUGCAUACAUGGAUAUGGCGGUCCCGUCAACUGGUUUUUAUCAUUAUCAGUAUUUCAAUUCUUUGCAAAAAUUACCUAUGCUUUAUAUUUAUUAAGUGAAACUUUUCAAAAUUAUGAUCGUGGAAUUGUCCGAGUUCCAGUUAUAUUUAGAGAUUACAAUGUCUUACAAUCGUUCUUUAGCACAACAUGUUUCUGUUCAUUGUUAUCUAUUAUUUGGGUGCUUAGUUUCGAGUCUCCUUUUGCAGUUAUUGAUGGAGUCAUUAUAAAAGCAGGUGAAUAA
This is a messenger RNA of Chrysoperla carnea, 1125 nucleotides long. Its product is annotated as O-acyltransferase like protein-like. The transcript has 8 exons. The record is from RefSeq and is a predicted model, not a curated record. NCBI's taxonomy places the organism in Eukaryota, Metazoa, Arthropoda, Insecta, Neuroptera, Chrysopidae. The coding region runs from base 1 to 1125 and encodes 374 amino acids. Gene Ontology annotation, molecular function: acyltransferase activity, transferring groups other than amino-acyl groups.